AUAUAAGGAGGGCCAGAGUGCUAGCUAGCCACUGCACUGCCCAGAGGCUCCUGCCUGACUCAUUGCCAGCCUUCGGUCCCUGCAUCACCAACCAGAACAUGGACGUCACCAUCCAGCACCCUUGGUUCAAGCGCGCCCUGGGGCCCUUCUACCCCAGCCGACUGUUCGACCAGUUCUUCGGCGAGGGCCUUUUUGAAUACGACCUGCUGCCCUUCCUGUCUUCCACCAUCAGCCCCUACUACCGCCAGUCUCUCUUCCGCACAGUGUUGGACUCCGGCAUCUCUGAGCUCAUGACCCAUAUGUGGUUUGUAAUGCACCAACCACAUGCUGGAAACCCCAAGAACAACCCCGGCAAGGCAAGUUACGUGGCACAGGUCCGAUCUGACCGGGACAAGUUUGUCAUCUUCUUGGAUGUGAAGCACUUCUCUCCUGAGGACCUCACCGUGAAGGUACUGGAAGAUUUCGUGGAGAUCCAUGGCAAACACAACGAGAGGCAGGAUGACCAUGGCUACAUUUCCCGUGAAUUUCACCGUCGCUACCGUCUGCCUUCCAAUGUGGACCAGUCCGCCCUCUCCUGCUCCUUGUCUGCGGAUGGCAUGCUGACCUUCUCUGGCCCCAAGGUCCAGUCUGGCUUGGAUGCUGGCCACAGCGAGAGGGCCAUUCCCGUGUCACGGGAGGAGAAGCCCAGCUCGGCACCCUCGUCCUGAGCAGGCCUCGCCUUGGUUGUCCCCUGAGGCCCCUGAUCCAUCCAGCCCAGGGGCCACAGCAAAGAGUCUGCCUUCCUGACUUCUUUUCUUUCUCUUUGUUUCCUUUCCACUUUCUCAGAGGGCUGAGGAUUUGAGAGAGUGGCUUAAAGAGCUUGGGGGGUCUUGGCCUGAGAUGGCUGCGGGUUCAGGGUGACCCAGGCUCAACACCAGCCGGUCAGAGGGAAUGAUGGCAUUGAACUCUUAAGAUUUCCUGUCCUCCUGGAAAGUGGCAUCGAGCUCUGCUCCAAAGGCAGAGUGAAUGGUGGCUAACCAACCCCAAGAGCCCUCUGCCAAGCCCCUGGAUGGCAGCCUCCCACCCCCUUUGCCCACACUUACCGCAGGCGUAUAUGCUGGGCUCCAACAGUCCGCUUCUCUCAUGCCCUCUUCCUGUGACUUUCUCUACUAUGUAGUAUCGCUCCUGGGGACCCUGGUCACCCAUGAGAAUGGAGCCCCUGGCAGACAAUAAAGAGCAGGUGACAAGCAA
Molecule: messenger RNA, 1230 nt
Organism: Rattus norvegicus (Norway rat)
Lineage: Eukaryota; Metazoa; Chordata; Mammalia; Rodentia; Muridae
Source: RefSeq, a predicted model, not a curated record